AUGAGUGUCAACUUGCGGAACAUGUUAGAUGGAUCAUCGAGAAGCUCACACUAUCCUGGUAAUGAUCUAGACACCACAUCAUUAGCUUUGGAGAAGGCAAUCCAUGAAGUUCUUUUACUUCAUUGCCUUAAUGUGGAUGAUAUUCAUGGUCAAGGAUAUGAUGGUGCAAGUAAUAUGCGUGGUGAAUGUUAUUCCUAUUUGUCAAUUGUUUUAUACUUAACUGAUAUAAUCAAUUUGGCUGCUUUUUCAAACAAGUGGCAUGAACAAUUAAGAGACACUGAGUCAUCUCAUAUCGCGAAGUUGAUUGACACUAGUGAGCUUGAAACUGGCAAAGGGAAAAAUCAAGUCGAUACUCUCCAACGUCUAGGCGAUACCCGAUGGGGAUCUCAUUUAGCUUCUCUCAAUAGCUUGAUAAGGAUGUUCGAUUCCGUCUGUGUUGUAUUACAAGAUAUCAUUAAGUCUGGCAACCUUACUCAAAGAAGUGAAGUUGAUGGAAUAUAUGAUGCAAUGAUAUCCAUUAAAUUUGUUUUCAUCUUGCAUUUCAUGAUUGAGAUGAUUAGAAUCACUGAUGAUCUUUGUGAAGCAUUGCAAGAACAUGGGUGGGAUCCUUUAUUUGAGGAAGUGAAGUUAUUUUGUAAAGAUCAUGAGAUAGAAGUCCCCAAUUUAAGUGCUCCAUACAAAGUUGGUCGAGGUCGGUCUUGUAUCCAGAGAGAAAACCUCACAAUUGAGCAUCACUAUCGGCUUGAUAUAUUCAUUGUUGGUAUUGAUUCAUUGCUAACAAAAAUGAAUUCUCCCUUUAAUGAUGAGGUAGUGGAGUUACUUGUUCUUAGCUCCGCUUUGGAUCCACACGAUUACAAAGCUUUUUCGGUGGAAGAUAUCUAUAAGCUUAUGAAUUCUUUUUAUCCAGAUGAUUAUACAGAGCAAGAAAAGCUACACAUGAAGAUUCAAUUGGAGCAUUUUCAACUUUAUGUUCAUCAGAGCACAGAAUUACAAAAAGCUUCUAUAGUUAUCGAGUUGUCUCAAGUACUAGCUAAGACAAAUAAGUCAAGUAUUUAUCAUCAUCUUGAUAGAAUUAUUCGUCUUAUGCUAACUCUUCCCAUGUCUACUACAACAACCGAACGAGCAUUUUCAGCCAUGAAAAAUGAAGACAAGGCUUCGCAACAGAAUGGAGGAUGA
Molecule: messenger RNA, 1176 nt
Organism: Gossypium raimondii (Peruvian cotton)
Lineage: Eukaryota; Viridiplantae; Streptophyta; Magnoliopsida; Malvales; Malvaceae
Exons: 5
Coding region: 1-1176 (391 amino acids)
Source: RefSeq, a predicted model, not a curated record